Messenger RNA from Durusdinium trenchii, 1281 nucleotides. Lineage: Eukaryota; Dinophyceae; Suessiales; Symbiodiniaceae. The record is from the annotation of a GenBank genome assembly.
GCUUGUGGUUCUUCAAUGACGACAACAAAGAAGAUGAAAAAUUUCUCGAUGAAUACAAUAAGGUUGCUGGCGAAAUGAAGGGCAUGGCAAAAGUUUGUGCCAUCAGCUGCAAAGAGUACUCUGUGUUUUGCGAAAAGCAGGGUGUCAAGGAGACUCCAACCGUCAUGAUCUACCCUCCAAAUCCAGUGCCGGCGUUCAAGAUUGACGGCAAACUGGAGGGGAAGGCUGUUUUCAACAAGUUGGCCAAGUUUAUGCCUGACCAGACCGAAAGGAUCACGAAGGAUAAUUUGGACAAGUUCCUCACAACAGAGGUCACAAAGCCCAAGGCUCUCCUUUUCUCGAACAAGAAGUCGGUGCCUCUCAUUUGGAAGGCACUGUCCUCUGAAACAGUCUUCAAGCGCACUGUGAAGUUUGGCAUUGUGACUGAAGAUCAAACAGACAUUGUUCAACGGUACAAGGUCAAAAAGUUUCCCACAGUCAUCAUCCAACAAGGUGCCAAGGGAGAGAAGAAGGACACGUACACCGGUGAACUGAAAUUCCUGCCGCUCAAAGACUGGGUCAACCUGCAUUCUGAGUCUGGCAUGGGUGACAAAGUCUCAAGCGCUGGUGGCGCCAAAGAGGAAAGUGUGGAGGAAGCGAAGCCUUGGUUGGUGCAGGAGGUGCCUGAGCUGACUGCGAAGUCACAUCAGGAUGUUUGCUUCAAGGGCGAGGGCUUGUGCGUCAUCUUUCUCAAGGAUGGUGAGGCCUCGCCAGCAGAGAUUGAGAUGCUGACAGGUCUAUCCAAGAAGUACACUUCACAGCUCUCGGACCGUGGAGCCAAGAUGAAGUGGAUGUGGAUGAAUUUGGCCAUCGAAUCUGCGUACAAGGAGCUUUUUGCACCGGCUCAACUUCCAUCGGCUGCAGUUUUCAACCCUCACAAGAGGCUCCGCUUCACCCUACUUGACCACGGUGAAGAGGGCGAGGUCAAGGGCGAUGAGCAGGGAAUCACGAAGCUUUUGGACAAAGUUCUAGGAGGUGAUGCACGCUUCACCAUGGUGAAAGGGCAGAAGCUUCCUGCGUGGGCGCAACGAGAAGCUGCCAAGAAGGCAGUCGCACAGAGUAGCAGAAGGACGGAGUCGAACUUGCGAAGAGGGAGGAGGGAGGGAGGGAGGAAGACAAGGAGGAGGAGAAGGGGAGGCAGAGCUCUAAUGGGGUCAAGCGCUUGACCCUGACCUGAAGCGUUUCACUGCGCAAUUAGGGCGAAAGGGGACGGACCGCACCAAUUCUAUCCCAACUGUCCCA